UAUAAAAUAAAUGAAGAUGGUGAUGUGAUAUGUUAUACAAAUAUAUAUUUAUAAAAUUUAUGAAGUCCAUAAAAGAAUUUUUAGAUUUUUGCAUAUAUGAUGAAGAUGUUAUAUAUGUAUUUUUCAUAUUUGGUGUAAAAAAUCAAGCGGUUGUGGUAGUAGUAUACAUAUAAAGCAAAGCCCACCUCUUAUCUAAUCCUUAAAAAUCCUCCAAAAGAUUUGUUUUGAUUAUUUUAUUUUAUUUUAGAAACUUUGUCUUUUUUUCCUUCCUCUGCGCUGUCUUCUUAAAAAAACUAUUUUUUUUUCUUUCUCUAUUAGUAAUUUUGCUUUCUCCACAAUUCAAAGCUAAAUUAGUUUUAUUCAUUUUUCCCUCUCUCUUUUGCAAAGAUUUGGUAGAAAAAAAAAAAAAGAGUUAUAAUCAGAGAUCUUGUUUUAAGUGCAAACUCUUUUAUUUCUCUUCCUCACCUAAGCUUCAGCAUCGUAAAUUAAAGAUUAAAAUCGCAUCAAAUCCCAGAGAAAAAAAAAAAUUGAUUCUUUUUAGUGAAGAACAAAAAAAAAAGUCGAAGACUUUACAUCUGGGUUCAUCGAUUUGAGAUUUGAUCUUCUUUGAGAUUUCUUUUUCUAUCUUCAAGUUUUGCAAUGGGUAUGGCAGCAGAAUCGCAGUUUCAUGUUUUAGCUGUUGAUGAUAGUUUAUUUGAUCGGAAAUAUAUAGAGAGAUUGCUUCAGAAGUCUUCGUGUCAAGUAACUACUGUUGAUUCUGGCUCAAAGGCUUUGGAGUUUCUGGGUUUAAGACAAGGUAUUGAUAGUAACGACCCAAAUGCGCUUUCUAAGUCUCCGGUUACUCACCAGGUAGUUGAAGUGAAUCUUAUAAUUACAGAUUAUUGUAUGCCUGGCAUGACUGGUUAUGAUUUGCUCAAGAAAGUCAAGGAAUCAUCAGCUUUUAGAGACAUACCAGUAGUUAUCAUGUCCUCUGAGAACGUUCCUGCAAGAAUCAGCAGAUGUUUAGAAGAAGGAGCUGAAGAGUUUUUCUUGAAACCAGUAAGAUUGGCUGAUCUUAACAAGUUGAAACCUCAUAUGAUGAAAACAAAGUUGAAGAACCAGAAGCUGGAGGAGAUUGAGAAAACUUCAAAAGUCGAAAACGGAAUUGUAGCAGCAGCAGUUGAACCAGAGAUUAAAGAUUCAACAAAAGUUGUAAUUGAAAUCCUGCCUCUGCAACAAGAUCUGCUAUUAGUAGAACAAGAGGAGCAACCAUCGAGUACCAACAACAAGAGGAAGUCAGUGGAAGAAGGGAUCUCAACAGAUAGAGCACGUCCUAGAUUCGACGGUAUCGCAACCACUGUCUGAUCUACCGCAAUGAUGCUUCUUUUUCCGGUUUCUGAUUUAGAGUUUUGUAGAUUUUCGUAGGAAUGCUUCUACUGGUACAAUACAUGGUUUCAGUAGGGAAUGCAGAGAGGGCAUAUAAUGAUAUGAUGUAUGGGGAUAAUGUUUAUAAGUACAUCAGUAAAUCUUACAUGGUGAAUAAUCCAAUUCCCAGUUUUGUUUCACUC
Molecule: messenger RNA, 1547 nt
Organism: Arabidopsis lyrata subsp. lyrata
Lineage: Eukaryota; Viridiplantae; Streptophyta; Magnoliopsida; Brassicales; Brassicaceae
Product: two-component response regulator ARR9
Exons: 5
Coding region: 640-1344 (234 amino acids)
Biological process (GO): cytokinin-activated signaling pathway; phosphorelay signal transduction system
Source: RefSeq, a predicted model, not a curated record